Messenger RNA from Vitrella brassicaformis, 1493 nucleotides. NCBI's taxonomy places the organism in Eukaryota, Vitrellaceae. The record is from the annotation of a GenBank genome assembly.
GCAUGAGAUCAGCGUGAAGCAGGCGUACACCACCCGACGAUGGAUCCGUCCCAGCAAGCGCUCCUCACGUCACUCCUUCAACUGCAGCAGCAUGCACCUGCACCCACCGGAGCAACCCCUGACCUCCCGCAGCUUGCCACGGCCCUGCUCACACAGCAGCUGACCCAACAAGUACCCUCCCACCCUUCAAUCCAGCCUCCCAUGGCUCCGCAGGCUGCUCCGGCACAGCUGGACAUCUCAUCGAUUCUCGGCCUAUCACCUGCUGCUGCACCGCCUCCCGCCGCCGCUCUGCACGGGCUAUCUGCCGAGACCAUUCUGCAGGCGCUCGGGAUGGGUCAACAGACACAGACGGCCUCCCCAGCUGCAGUGCCGAUACAGCCACUUGUCCAGAGUGCCAGGGCAGAUGAGCCGCCGGCCGCCAAGAGGCCGCGAGUCGAGAGGCGAGAUGAGGGCGGUGCUGGUGCUGGUGCUGGUGCUGGGGAAAGCGGUGCGCUUCAUGUGGUUGGCCGCUCUGAAGAGGCGAGCAGCGUCAGGGGGUGGAACAAGGGGCAACUGCAGCAGGUACGAAUCUAGCUCGUUGUGCAUCAUCCAUCUUUGAUGAAUAUGCAUCUCUGUGUGUCUUUGAUCGUUGUGUGUGCAGUAUUACUACCAGUGGUACAUCAUCAAUGGUUACGCCCAUCAGGAUGCCAUCAAGUCGGCAGCAGGUGAGCUAGCCCCCUCAGCCUCACUCAAUACCUUUUUGUUGGUUUCUUUGUUUCAGUUCACGCCGGUUUGGCUCUGCUUGACAGCGUGAACCGAUCCACCAGCAACACAACCACCACCUCUCCGCCCCCCACAGCAGCAGCAGCAGCAGCUCCACAGCCACCACACAUCAUCAAACCGGAGCCCAAACCAGAGCAACCCACCCAGGCAGCCCCCACCCCUCAGCCAGUAGAACAACAAGCCCCACAGCCUCAGCAGACACAGCCGCCUGCGACACAGCCAGCGGCGACGCCAGCACCAGAGACGAUGGGCAAGGAGCAAGAAGCACUGCCUGUCGUCGAGACCAACACCGUGAUCGAAUCAGCGAGUGUCGGCGAGGUGGCCCCUCCAACACCUGCACCUGCUGCUGGUAAUGACAGUCUGAUGAACUCAACAGCCGCUGGCCCUGCCCCGCUGGCAACAGCCGCUGGCCCUGCCCCGCUGGUGUUUGCCGGUGGUGGUGGUGGCCAGGUCAGUGGCGGUGUUGUGGCUGGUGUGCCGGUGUACGAAGACGGGCCUUCCGUGGCUGCCGCAGACAACGGGGGGCCGGGCGAUGAUGGAGAUGGUGGGGGUGAAAUGGCCGAGCAAGAUGCUAGGGAAGAUAGCGGGCAGCAGAAUAUGUAGUCGCUGCAGCAGCGUUUAAUUGUUUGUGGAUAGGCCUCAGGCAGGCAGGCAGGCAGGCAGGGAGGGAUGACAGGUGUGCAUGCCGGACACCUCAUCCACGCAUCCAUUGAUUCGUGUGUGUGUUUCCC